AUGAUCGGGAAAGCAGUUAGGAAUAGUCGGAUAUCUCCACUCUUAGUCGCUAGGAACAAUAUAGAGUUAUCACACUUACAAUUUGCUGAUGACACUAUAUUGUUUUGUCCACCGAAGGAGGAAACACUGAGAAACUAUAAGAGGCUUCUAAGGUGUUUUGAAAUGAUGUCUGCCUUGAACAUUAACUUUGAGAAGUCUAAUUUGAUACCAGUGAACUGCAGCUCGGAGUGGGUGAAUCGGAUGUGCCAGCUACUAGGUUGUCAAGAGACAGCUCUACCGGUGAGAUACCUUGGCAUAAGCCUAGGAGCAAAUCCGCGGUUGGUAAAAACUUGGAAGCCGGUCCUAGAUAAGGUGGAAGAGAAACUCAGCUUGUGGAAAGCAAAGAUCCUUAGUAAGGCUAGUAAGCUGGUACUUAUUAAGUCGGUAAUUAACAGCCUACCUAUUUAUUACCUGAGUUUGUACAAUAUGCCUAAUGCGGUUGCACGAAGAAUAAUAUCCUUGCAGGGGAGGUUCUUUUAG
Arachis ipaensis is the source of this 519-nucleotide messenger RNA. The record is from RefSeq and is a predicted model, not a curated record. Lineage: Eukaryota; Viridiplantae; Streptophyta; Magnoliopsida; Fabales; Fabaceae.